CAGCCAGCUAGCCAGUCGGGUAACGGUCGCGGCGCGGUACACGCCGGGUCACCUUCCACUCUCGCGCACUUAUCGGGCUUUCGCCAUAUUAGAUUUCUAUUACAAACCAGUUUCAUUAAAAUGUAUCAAAAUGGUGAUUCUUAAGCUCGAAAAAUGCCGUCGCGAAACUAAGGUCACAGAGUUCAGUAUGUUCGUUGAACCUAACCACCCCAAGAGGUUUUUCAAGUACAGUUGACCAAUAACUCGCCCGUUCCGGGAUUUUCGGUUUGUGUUCUGGAACUGUUAACCCUUCAAGCCGACUAGGAAAGUGAUCGUUCCCGCGCGUUGUGAGUUUCUAAUUUUGAAUUUCGAACAUUAACCAUAGAUUUUGGCAGUUGACGUUUUGAAAUUUCCGAAUCAUGGAGAAGCAAAAGUACAUACGCAUACAGUCUUAUGGCAGUAUGAGUUCAGCGAGAAGUAGUGACGAUAUGACUGUGCACAGCCAGUUGUUCCCUUAUCCGAAGAAAAUGGUUGUUGAGAGAGAAAUUUUGUACGAGGAAAAGCAUCCACCGUUUCAACCGCUGUUCGCGACGACAAGAUUAUUCGGCAAAUCUAGAUUUACGCUACUACUGGUCUCCUAUAUAAUAUUUUACUUCACAUAUUUGAUAUCUGGAGCAUUUGUAUUCUCGGCUUUGGAAGCACCCUUGGAGAAUCAAAUAAGAUUGGACGUGAUUAGAGCUAAACAAGACUUCAUGGCGAAACAUCCUAAUGUUACUGACGAUGAUUUGGAGACACUGCUGGACGAGGUGGUCCGCGCCAGCAACAGGGGGGUGUCAGCUUCCCGCAACUCCAGUGGCGGGCCCAACUGGAGCUUUGGACAGUCGCUGUUCUUCUCAUCAACUGUGGUUACCACCAUAGGCUACGGUCACGUAACACCCUUGUCCAAGCCGGGCAAGCUGUUCUGCAUGGUAUACGCACUGCUCGGGAUCCCGCUGACGCUGGUGCUGCUCUCCGCGCUAGUGGAACGUCUGCUACUGCCUGCCACGACGAUGCUGAGGGCCCUGAACGCUUCUCUCGGCCACCUGUACCGCCCAUUCACCAUACGACUUGUGCAUUUGAUGAUUAUUGUGACAACGAUGGUAGUGUUCUUCCUGGUGGUGCCAGCAGCUAUAUUCGCGAAUCUAGAGCCGGACUGGGAUUUCCUUGAUUCCUUCUACUACUGCUUCAUUUCUCUGACCACCAUCGGACUGGGUGAUUACAUCCCCGGCGAUUCGCCCGGACAACUAUACCGACCUGUGUACAAAGUGGCUACCACUUUUUACCUCCUUAUCGGACUGACAUUCCUCGUGCUGACGCUGACCGUCUUCUACGACAUACCUCAACUGAACCUUAGCACUGUGUUCUCCUCCGUAAAACUGGACGAAGAUCCUGAGAAGAUGCGUCUCAGCGGCUCCGGGAUGAUGGGCCCAGGGUACGGGAUUGGAGGGCUGGUGAUGAGAGAUGACUACAACCACCACGACCAGCGUCGUUCGGUGGUCCACAUUAGACCACACUUGGAUGAUAGUCCAAGCCCCGAGGACACUACACCGGUUCACGCCAGAGACAUGAGGGUUCAUUGAAGAGAUAGUCCAAAACUCAGACAUCUCAUGACUCCACUACGGCUUUCGUAUUUUUUUAAUUUAUAUUGUUUAUUGUGACAUCAUUGGUGAUACAGUGAUAAGCUGUCGAGUGCUACCUUAUGUCAUUAACUACUGUGACGAAAUUGAACUUACAGAAAGUGAUCAUAAUAAUUACAAUUAUUAUACUAUGAUUUACAAUGUAAUGACACGUAAUUAUAGACUGGCUGGCAUAGAAUACCAUUAGCAUUAAGCCCGCUUUUUAAAUCACUUUUUAUUGAUCGUAAAGUUUAAAUAAAAAAAUAAAAACUUACGUAAAUCGGAACGGAUUACAUGCAAGAAGCGGGCGUUACAUUUAAAAUUAACACUAGAACAUUGCAUCUAUUAUGCAACUUUAUAAUAUUACACAUGUUCAAACAAUUUUUUUUCUAUAAUAGCCAGCCAAUCUACGUCUACAAAUUCUUUUUCGUCGCAGUAGUUCGACUGUAUGGAGAAAUAGGAAGCAUUCGAUUGUGGAAAUGCAAAUGUAAUGAAACACUCUUCUGUGGAACAUUAAUUGAUUGAAAAUGGCUGCAUGUCGUUUUAUUUUUGGUAAUAAAUUUGUUAACGUCUUUAAAAAUUACUAUAAAAAUAUCAAUUCGAACGAUCUUAAAUUCCUUAUCGUUUGAAUAAUUUUCUAAUUUAUUGGUGUUUGCAAUAUAUUUAAUAUAUUUAUAAUUCGAUUAUACUCGUAAAUGUAACGUGGUAGAUAUUUUAGCGAAUAAUUUGGCAGUGUAAGCUGGAAUAAUAGUUAUUUUCCUGAGAUGUCACGUCUAUUAAAUGGAAAUACCUAUAACAGUGUCUAAGUAAUAUCGCGGAAUGAUAAAAAAUAUUUUUAUAGGUAAUUAAGUGUAGUCUUUAUUUUUAAGUUAAUUUGAUUAUCGUAAUGUUUUCUAUGCUUAUUUUGCACUAAAUGAAAUUAACUAGUCUAGGUCAUCAUACCUAAUAGUAAGCGUAAAUUUAAUGAGUGUUGAUUUAAUAAAAAAGAAUCUAAUUAAAAUAAAUAUUUUCAAAAACCCUUUAUCACAUACCGUCCCUUGUGUUUGAAUAACAAAGUAUAUCAUCCCCUUUAUUUAUUCGUUUAAAAAUAAGAAAUCAAAACACAUCUGGUAAAGCUGGUCGAACUGAGCUGGUACGAUAAUAAGACUGACGAACUUUUUUCAAUUUUUCACACUUUUCUAAUUGAUUUUUAAAUUUUUUACGCGUGCGUCUAACACGACGGGCGAAGGGUCGGACGAAAUAUGUUCAAAACCUGACAAAACAGUGUUAUAGCAGAACAGACUGACUACCAUGUCUCUCUAUAAACGUAUACGUCUUUUAAAAUAUACACGUAAAUAAGAAUUUAUAAAAAAAAACACAUUUUCAAACUAGUUGCAUAUUAAAUGUACAACUCUACAUAAACUAUCUAAUUAAAAAUGGGAGUGUCUAGCUAAAUACUGUCUGUUAAUUUGUUUUUUUAUUAUUUUAAUAUUCUAUGGUAGGUAUGAUUAUUAGCUGUAUUGAAUGGUUUAAAAUAAGUAAGUGUAUUUAAUAUGUAUAUCUAUAUUGAUGGCAAACGAGUAAUUAUAAAAAGAGCACGCACUUAAUGCGUCGAAUAAGCCGUAGAUAUGGAAAAUCGUAAAGAACACAUAUGGCAAUACAAAUGGAAUGGUAAAAAGUGGACUAUCUUAGCCACUAUCUGUCGCUUAUACACAUAAACUACCAUAGAUAUCACAAAGAUCCCAUCUAUGCGUAAUAAUUAAAAAUAAAGGCUUUUCUUCCAACAUGCAAACACAGCUGUUUGAUUGUUGUAAUAGUAGAUGGGGUAAAGUAAGUGUUUAAAUCGAUGCAUUUUGCACUGAUCAUAUCUGAAUUUUUAUGAAUCUUUAACCGUAAUAAGGAUUUAUUCAAAACUAUUUUCUUCUACUUUUUUUGUCAUCCCCUCUUUUCUCACUUUUUAUCAUAUUGCUCUUUAAGGAUAUUGUUAGAUAUGUGGGUAGUACUGAGCACGUACAGGUGGCUACUUCCACCUUUAUCCACGCCACGCUUGGCAGGCGGGUUGACAACCGCAGUCAUUCUGCUCAUUUCUCGACCCUUAAACUCCUUUAGUCACCUCUUACAACAGUCACAGGAAAGGAAGGGAUGGUCCAUUCUAUGCCUGAACCACACGGAAAUCCAUUCAGAAAUUAAAGUAGCAAUUUUCAGAUCAUCCGCGGCUCUUUCGACGCGUUCCGCGCCCUGCGUGCUCAUCACAAUUUAUCAUGAUAGAGUAAAUUAAAAAGUAUAAUUAAAAAAAAAGUUGAUGUAAAAAUUUGACGUACGUAUCAAUUAUGUGUGAUAGAUGACCAAUAAUUUAGUAGUCAUUGGAUUUAUCAAAUAAUAUAAUAUAAACAAAUAUAUAUAUAUAUGUCUUGCGUAGGAAAAUAGAAAAAAAAAAUAAAGAUAUAUCUAUAAAGCUUAAAGAUUUGUAUUUAAUAGUAUUAAAUAGAAUAGAAAAUAAAAAAAAAAUGUUUAUACGUCAUUUGUAAAAUGAAAACGUGUUUGUAUUAUCUACCUAUGUGUGUAUUCACUGAUCUAUUCACUAAACUAAUGCAGAUUUUAUGAAACGUUUCUUGUUUUGUAAAUUUUCAUUAUUUGUACAGAGGAAUCACUGUAGAAAAUUAUAUAUUUGUUUUAAAAAUAUGUGGCUGUGACACAAAAUGAUCGGAUCAUUGUAACAUUGUAACGUUUUGUGAGAAUCUAAAUAAUGAAAUAACGUCAUAACAAUUUGAAUCGAAAUACAAUCGAUGACAAUAUUAUAAAACUUAUGAACAAAGUCAAAGAUUUAUAUCAAUUUAAAAUAUUUUGUUACAUUAAUAGAAAAAGAAUAAAAACUUUUAUUUAUUUAUUUAAAUUUAUAAACAAUGGUGUCGAUUCCGAAAUACUAUUCUCUAAAACUCAAAAUUACAAUUUCAAAUCACAAUUAAGUACCAAAUUUAAAAUAAGAACUUACCUAGAACUGAUUCUUCAAUAUACAUUUUAAUGACAUUUCAGAAUCGAGCCCAAUGUAAAAAAUUAAGGGUACUUUUGUCUGAAUGUAAAUGGAUUAAAUAUAGGUGGAUGACACCUGUAUUGAGUGAUCGAACGGUUUUAUUUAUAGCAAUAAUUUACAGGGAAUGACUAUCGAAUUUUGAACACAAUAUUCCAGUAUUUAUUAGAUCAAUCUAACCAAUGCUUGGUCUAUUUUUUCAUAUAUGCCGCUCCGGGCAAAAAUGAAUAUUUCCUGCCCAUUUGUAAUAAAUUACUAUGUUAACUUGCUAGUGAUAGAUCGGGCCCUAAAUCUACACAAUUAUAUAUUAUCAGAAUUUAAAUAAGAAUUAAUGUUAUAAAUGUGUAUUCACUUACUACAUUAUAAUUAUUGUGUAUUAGACGAAUAUUCGUAUGACUCAAUACAUAAAAAUAUCCAUAUCUAUUAGUACCCAAAUAGACAGUAGACAACGGUAAUAAACACAAAAUGCCUCGAAUGGAUUAACUGCAUUAUAGACAAACUGUAUCUGAAGUAAUUCAUAAAUAAAUUGGCUUGGAAAUGUA
Molecule: messenger RNA, 5183 nt
Organism: Galleria mellonella (greater wax moth)
Lineage: Eukaryota; Metazoa; Arthropoda; Insecta; Lepidoptera; Pyralidae
Product: potassium channel subfamily K member 1-like
Exons: 5
Coding region: 399-1598 (399 amino acids)
Biological process (GO): potassium ion transmembrane transport; stabilization of membrane potential
Cellular component (GO): membrane
Molecular function (GO): potassium ion leak channel activity
Source: RefSeq, a predicted model, not a curated record